GCCCCGCGACGCGCCGGCGGCUGGCGCAGCCUUUCGCUCGCCCGGCCUCCCCCUCCCUGGUUCCGUGCUCUGGUUCCGCCAUGGAAUCCAACAAGGAUGAAGCCGAGCGUUGUAUUAGCAUCGCCCUCAAGGCCAUCCAGAGCAACCAGCCCGACCGGGCCCUCCGCUUCCUGGACAAGGCACAGCGGCUGUACCCGACGCCGCGAGUUCGCGCCCUAAUCGAGUCCCUCAACCAGAAGUCACAAUCUCCCGGGAGCCAGCCCCACUCCACAGACGCGUCCCAUGCCACCCACAGGAAAGCAGCGGGGCCCGAGGCCCCCUCAGCCAACGGAGAAGCCGGAGGAGGAGAGAGCACCAAAGGCUACACUGCAGAACAAGUAGCCGCUGUGAAGAGGGUCAAGCAGUGCAAAGAUUACUACGAGAUCCUGGGUGUGAGCAGAGGCGCCUCCGACGAGGACUUGAAGAAGGCCUACCGCAAGCUGGCCCUCAAAUUCCACCCGGACAAGAACCACGCGCCCGGCGCCACUGAAGCUUUCAAAGCCAUUGGCACAGCGUAUGCUGUACUUAGCAACCCAGAGAAAAGGAAGCAGUAUGACCAGUUCGGCGACGACAAGAGCCAGGCAGCCCGGCACGGCCCUGGGCGCGGGGACUUCCACCGUGGCUUCGAGGCUGACAUCUCUCCCGAGGACCUCUUCAACAUGUUCUUUGGUGGUGGCUUCCCUUCCAGUAACGUCCACGUGUACAGCAACGGCCGCAUGCGCUAUACCUACCAGCAAAGGCAGGACCGCAGGGAGAACCAGGGUGACGGCGGGCUUGGGGUGUUUGUCCAGCUGAUGCCCAUCCUCAUCCUGAUCCUCGUGUCCGCUCUCAGCCAGCUCAUGGUCUCCAGUCCACCCUACAGUCUAAGUCUAAGACCGUCGGUGGGCCACAUCCACAAACGAGUCACUGACCACCUGAACGUCCCGUACUACGUGGCCGACACCUUCGCCGAGGAGUACACGGGCUCCAGCCUGAAGACGGUGGAGCGGAACGUGGAAGACGACUACAUUGCCAACCUCCGCAACAACUGCUGGAAGGAGAAGCAGCAGAAGGAAGGCUUGCUGUACCGGGCCCGCUACUUCGGUGACUCCAAUAUGUACCACAAGGCACAGAAGAUGACCACCCCAAGCUGUAACCGGCUGUCAGAGGUGCAUGGAUAGUCCUGGGCCCGCCACACCACCAAGACUAUGAAAUCCCUGGAGAACUUUUGGUGACACGCACUGAGCCAAGGUGAUAGACUGUAUAUUUAAAGAAAGACAUACAAAAAAAAAGAAUUAAAAUGGAAUUGGAGGCCCAACGCCACACAGCUGCCCUCUCUCUCACCCAGCGACGCGGACGGCUCUUAGGACAGACGGAAGCCCUGCCGCAGGGCUGCCUCCCUGCUUCCCAGGCCUGGCAGAAGCUCUGCACCUGCUCUCUCCUAGGAUACAGAAACCAUGGCAACGGAAGGAGAGUGGAUCCCUCCUGGCACAUGUCUGUGGGAAGGGCUGGGGGCAGCCAGUGGCCGUUCCCCCCACCAGGCAGCUGUCAGGAGAAGCCAGGCAGAGUGGUGACCAAGGGGAGACGGAGGAAAAGGAAGGAGUACUGUUCGCAGAGCGUAAUCUGUAGAUGCGUGUGUGUGUAUAUAUAUCUAUUUAUAUGUAAAUAGGCAUAUAUGAAGAUAUAUAUAUAUAUAUUCUACUUUUAACUAUGCAGGGAUUUGGCAAGGUUGUUUAGCUGAUUUCUUCCAGGUUUUAAAAGACGAGGCCUGUUGCGGGGAAGGCAGCCCAGUCCGUCCAAAGCUGGGCAUUGGCCUUGGCUGCCAGCCCGAGGCCAGCCGGGGGGCAGUCAGCGUCGCCCACCCCAGCCCGUUUUAGAUGGCAGCAGUAAUCAUGGUAGUUUAAAUCUGUAGAAAACUUCUAAAGGUCACCAGGUUGGCGGUUAAGCUUGGGGGAGAAGGGGGCCAGGUGCCCCUAGGGUAGGAGCCAGCUCAGUAUUGAGUCACGUGGAGGCCCCAGGUAGGGCCUGCUGGCAGGAGACUGGCCACCCCACGGGCCCGGGAGCCCCCCGGCCAGCCCCCCACACCCUCCAGGGCAGCGGGGCCUGGAGUGGAGACCAGGUUCUACUUAAGCAUCUCCCCAGCCCUAAGUUCCUGAGCAGGUUUUGCCUUAGAGGUGCCACGGGGCACAGCUCCAUCAUUGCCGCUGGUUUUCCAGAGUCGGGCACCACGGACUCCAAAGGUUCCUCUCCGAGGGUCAGCAGGUGGUGCCCAGGACCCUGACCCACAGCCCAGCUGCUGAAGAAGAGUCGGUGCCGCGGGCGCAUCCGCCUCUGAGAAAGGGCCUCUGCCCGGCCGCCUGCUGCGCCGCGCACAAAGUCCUGAACCAGAGCGUCUUCUCUUCUCACCUUCAGACGCGGAUCUUCUCGGAACAGCGCUCGCUGCCAGGGAAGGAGUGGGUCACGCAUCCCCGUGGGUUGUGCCAGGCCGAUUGGGCUGGUUGGAAUCUCCCAGGUCUCCUGCAGCGGCAGCCCUGUGUCAUCGCACUGCCCUCCAAAGCCUUACUCCCCCGAGCCGCCCGCAGGAAGGGAGCCCUGGCUGCCCGCCUGCAGCUUCUCCUGGCUCUUGGUCUUAAAGUACCCAACCAACGGGAUUCUGGCUGGGAAGGAAGCUGGAUAAGGAAAUGUCAGAUCUGUUUUUUAAACAAGGCCCCACCCUGCAAUGAAGUGGCCACCUUGGCCCAGGGAGAUCACAAGAACUGGAUGCGGGCCGGAGCGCCCCGCCACGGUGGCCCUGGUGCUCUGCCCCUGCCUCCCCCGCCGACCGGCUGGUCUUGGUAGACAUCCCUAGACGGCUGAGCCACGUGCAAUAAGAACACAGAUCCUAAAGGAUCCCUGACAAGCUGUAUUUCUUGAAUUAGAAUUCUGAAAUUGUACAUCUAUAAAUAUAUGUUUAUUAUGUG
This is a messenger RNA of Lepus europaeus (European hare), 2978 nucleotides long. It is a transcript of the gene DNAJB12, whose product is annotated as DnaJ heat shock protein family (Hsp40) member B12. The coding region runs from base 81 to 1199 and encodes 372 amino acids. Lineage: Eukaryota; Metazoa; Chordata; Mammalia; Lagomorpha; Leporidae. Gene Ontology annotation, molecular function: Hsp70 protein binding. The transcript has 9 exons. Gene Ontology annotation, biological process: cellular response to misfolded protein. Gene Ontology annotation, cellular component: endoplasmic reticulum membrane. The record is from RefSeq and is a predicted model, not a curated record.